Molecule: messenger RNA, 1955 nt
Organism: Hemibagrus wyckioides
Lineage: Eukaryota; Metazoa; Chordata; Actinopteri; Siluriformes; Bagridae
Gene: ess2
Product: ess-2 splicing factor homolog
Exons: 10
Coding region: 187-1581 (464 amino acids)
Cellular component (GO): catalytic step 2 spliceosome
Source: RefSeq, a predicted model, not a curated record
AGAGGACCGGAAGUCAGUGCGUUUUGCGUAACAGUGGUGUUUACUCAGAAAUCAGGACCGUUCGAGGACAUUGUUUUGUUUGUGUUUGUUUCGAACCUGUGAGCUUCGUGGUCAGGAUUCACAGAUCAGCUACACGAUUUAUAAUCUAAUAUACGAGCUCUAGAUAUUAGUGUAAGUUGUGUGAGGAUGGAGGAAAGUGCGGUGUGUGUGAAGCCUGAUAACGCCGUGGCUGUGAGGAAACCCCAGGAGGAACCGAGCAAGCCCAAGAAGAAGAUCUUGGAUGAGGAGGAAUAUAUCGAGAGUUUGGAGCAGAUCAUUCAGAGGGACUUCUUCCCGGAUGUCAGUAAACUGCAAGCACAGAAGGAUUACCUGGAGGCUGAGGAGAAUGGAGACCUGCAGAGAAUGAGGGAGAUUGCCAUCAAAUACGGUUCAGCCAUGGCCAAAUACACCCCACGCACUUACGUCCCCUACGUGACACCAUCGACGUUUGAGACUCCUGAUGGUCACGCUGCUUCUCCAUCCACAUCACUCAGUAAAUCCAAGACAGGCAGAGACACCGAGCUUGGAGGUAAAGAGGAGAAGGAGCUGCCAUCUCUGGACUGCUUCCUGUCAAAGAACACGAGUGAGGAUAACGCAUCAUUCGAGCAGAUUAUGGUGUUGGCCCAGGAUAAGGAGAAGCUGAAGAACGCCUGGCUGUACGAGGCUGAGAACGAGUUCAGACAGCGGCGAGAGGAAAAUCUGGCUCUGCCAUCGUCAGAGAUUCAGGCUCUGGAGUGUGUGAAGGCCGGAGUAGAGACGUGGGAGUACACGGCCAGAAACGCUCUCAUGUACUACCCUGAAGGUGUGAAAGACGACACAGUGUUUAAGAAGCCGAGAGAAGUUCUGUACAAAAACACACGCUUUGACGUGGACCCAUUCUGCAAAGCCCUUAAUAAAUCACAGAUCCAACAGGCUGCUGCUCUCAAUGCACAGUUUAAAUUAGGAAAGGUGGGACCAGAUGGGAAAGAGCUGCUGCCACACGAGUCUCCUAAAGUCAACGGCUAUGGGUUCGAGGGCGCACCCUCACCUGCACCAGGGGUGUGUGAGUCUCCCUUGAUGACAUGGGGAGAGAUCGAGGACACGCCCUUCAGACUGGACGGCUCGGACACUCCACUCAUCGAGAGGAGCCACGGCCCAGCGUUUAAGAUUCCUGAGCCGGGACGCAGAGAGAGGCUCGGGUUAAAAAUGGCCAACGAAGUAGCAGCCAAAAACAGAGCAAAGAAACAGGAAGCUCUUCGUAAAGUCACAGAAAAUCUCGCCAGUUUAACUCCAAAAGGUUUGAGUCCAGCUGCUUUGUCUCCGGCUCUGCAGCGCCUCGUCAACCGGUCAUCCAGGAAGUACACGGAUAAAGCCCUACGUGCCAGCUAUACCCCCUCACCCUCUCACAGAGCAUCCGGCUCCAAAACUCCUCUCACCCCCUCACACACCUUACACACCCCCACACCAGGCAAAACCCGCACACCCGCCUCACACGACCCUGCCUCCAUCACGGACAAUCUGCUACAGCUGCCGAAGAGGAGAAAGGCGUCCGACUUUUUCUGAGGACAUCACUAAAGGCACAGAGGACAACGACCACACACAAACUGUCUCCUGGGCUUUAUUUGCAGACAAAGCCUUUAAAACUUACUGACUACUUAAAGGUUUAAUCAUCAUUAAAGUGUUUUUUUGUUUUGUUUUUUUUGUACAGGUUAUCGAAAUGUCCCUCUUUUGUUUUGGAUGUUUUAUGAGCUCUGUUUAACUGGGAGUGAAAAUAUAAAUAUAUUUUUGACAUGUUCAUGUAGAGUCUGCACUCUUUUAUGGCCAAUAUAAAAUUUCCUCCUGGAUCUUUUCAACCGUGAACAGAUUAUUUAUUGUUGUAUACAACUUCUGUGUGUGUGUUUUAGAUAAUAAGAAUUAAUUUAUUUUUUAUUGAAAAA